Messenger RNA from Suillus subaureus, 1943 nucleotides. RefSeq names its product L-lysine 6-monooxygenase (NADPH-requiring)-domain-containing protein. The coding region runs from base 272 to 1903 and encodes 543 amino acids. The record is from RefSeq and is a predicted model, not a curated record. The transcript has 6 exons. Gene Ontology annotation, biological process: intracellular iron ion homeostasis. Lineage: Eukaryota; Fungi; Basidiomycota; Agaricomycetes; Boletales; Suillaceae.
AGUUCUGUCAGGAUCUGCCACUCCCCUUGCAGCUGAGGGCCAGGUACAACCAGUUUUGCUAGACCAGCUGUUGGCAAAACUCCCAAGUUCUGUCAACACUACUUCGAGCAGGUUCCGUCGCAAUUCGGAUUUUAGAUGCCUAUAAAAUCAUGGCGAUCACAUUCCACAUGACGUAUCCCCACAUCCGAUAAGAUAUCCUUCCGACACCGACUGCACAUCAUCUGUGGUUAUUCAGUACUUUUCACAAACUCUCAGAUCAGCAUUCCUCACCAUGCCAUCACCUGAAGCUCCUCCAGUUGGCGUGUACGAUGUCAUUGGCCUUGGAUUUGGCCCGGCAAAUCUUGCUGUUGCUGGAGCACUACUGGAACAACCGAGAGAGACCAGCCCAAUAUCCGUGAACAAAUCCCUCUUUAUCGAGCGAUAUCCCGAAUUCAAGUGGCAUCCGGGUAUGCUUCUCCCAGGUACCCGUAUGCAGAUUAGUUUCCUGAAAGAUUUGGCUACCCUGAGGUCGCCACAAUCUCCUAUCACCUUCGUAUCAUACUUGCACUCCCAAAACCGUCUGGUGGACUUCAUCAACCGGGGCUGCAUUACCCCGACGCGGAAGGAAUACUCGGAUUACCUUGCCUAUGCCGCACGGUACGUGCAGGCUCAAGGCAUCAAGGUCGCAUAUGGCGAAAGUGUUAUUGCAAUUGAAGAAGAGGGCGAAGGCACCGUGCAGGUCCGUAGCAAGGUGCUUACAACUGGCGAAACUAGAAUUCGUCGUGCAAAAAAUAUAAUCAUCUCGCCAGGAGGUUCAGCAUGGGUCCCGCGGUGUAUUCAGACCAUCCUACCUCAUCCUCGCAUCAUUCACAGCUCUCAGUACAUAUCUUCUGUAGAACCGAUGUUGGCCACGAUGAAGGCAACCACUCGGCCACUUAAAAUCGCGGUUGUUGGUGCUGGGCAAUCCGCAGUGGAAGUACUACUCGACCUCAACUCGCGGCUAACCAGCAUGGGCGAGAGUGCCGGCCAACCGCACAACCUCCACCUCAUUAUUCGUGGUGGCUCAUUGAACCCGAGCGAUGGCGGUCCCUUUGCGAACCAGGUAUACAAUCCAGAGAUGGUGGAUGUGAUGUACGACCUGCCAAGUGAUUCUCGAAAAAGAGUAAUGGCAGACUACAAAGCCACAAACUACGGGGUGGUAAAUCCGCUUACGCUUGAUUCACUCUACCAAGUCAUGUACGACCAACAAGUAGACGGUGACAUCGCUAGACGCGGGGGAAAUGUGCCACCUGUGACCAGUACACAUAUCACCAUCCUGCCUUAUAGUAACCUGUCGUCAGCGGAGAUCAUCACAAAUCCUUCGCAAACCUCCAGAGAAACAGAAGAUGCAGAUACACUUUCGGUUCUUUUGCAGAAUACCAUCACACAAGGUCUCUCCGAGACGACAUAUGAUGCCAUUAUUUGCGCUACUGGCUACGAGCGAAAUUCGUGGCUGAACCUCUUAAAGUCAUCCAGCUUAGGCAAGCACUUCGGCCUGUGCGCUAGCUCAGAUAAGACGCGCCUCGCUGUGGACCGCGAUCUUAGAGCGGUCACGAACGGGAAGAAUGGCAAUUUUGGAGCGACCAUGAACGGCAAGAAUGGUAUAUUUAAAGCGGCCGCGAAUGGAAUAAAUGGUCAUUCACGGACACCGGACAAGGGUAUCAACGCAGAGGCGAUACAUGCAUCUAUGGAGACCAAAGUUUCCGAUACGCUCUAUAUCUCGCGACGUUAUAGACUUCUUCCACUACCAACGGCCGGUCAUGAAUUUAUUCCAAAGAUCUACUUGCAAGGUUGUGCAGAGGAAACACAUGGAUUGAGUGACACGCUAUUGAGUGUGACGGGAGUUAGGGCAGGACACAUUGUGGAAGACUUGUGUUCCAAUUAGAGAACUUACUAUUUACUCUGGGAUAAGACACUUUUUGGUU